Molecule: messenger RNA, 1425 nt
Organism: Mesitornis unicolor (brown roatelo)
Lineage: Eukaryota; Metazoa; Chordata; Aves; Mesitornithiformes; Mesitornithidae
Product: sodium- and chloride-dependent GABA transporter 3
Exons: 8
Biological process (GO): sodium ion transmembrane transport
Cellular component (GO): membrane
Source: RefSeq, a predicted model, not a curated record
GUGUGGGUGGAUGCCGGCACACAGAUAUUUUUCUCUUACGCCAUCUGCUUGGGGUGCUUGACAGCCCUGGGAAGUUACAACAAUUAUAACAAUAACUGCUACAGAGACUGCAUCAUGCUCUGCUGCUUGAACAGUGGCACAAGCUUUGUUGCUGGUUUUGCUAUCUUUUCAGUUCUUGGAUUUAUGGCUUAUGAACAAGGCGUGCCCAUUGCAGAAGUUGCAGAAUCAGGACCGGGACUUGCAUUCAUUGCUUACCCUAAAGCUGUCACCAUGAUGCCUCUCUCUCCUCUGUGGGCAACUCUGUUCUUCAUGAUGCUCAUAUUCCUCGGAUUAGAUAGUCAGUUCGUGUGUGUUGAAAGCCUUGUGACAGCUGUUGUAGAUAUGUACCCAAAGAUUUUCCGAAGGGGCUACAGAAGAGAACUGUUGAUUCUCGGCCUUUCCAUUGUGUCAUACUUUAUCGGCCUAAUAAUGUUAACCGAGGGUGGCAUGUACGUCUUUCAGUUGUUUGACUCCUAUGCAGCUAGUGGCAUGUGCCUUCUUUUUGUUGCCAUCUUUGAAUGUGUCUGCAUAGGCUGGGUUUACGGCAGCAAUCGCUUUUAUGAUAACAUUGAAGAUAUGAUUGGGUACAAACCACUGUCAUUGAUUAAAUGGUGCUGGAUGGUCUUAACUCCAGGUAUUUGUGCAGGAAUCUUCAUCUUUUUCCUGGUGAAAUACAAGCCUUUGAAAUACAACAAUAUAUACAUAUACCCUGACUGGGGCUAUGGCAUAGGGUGGAUGAUGGCACUCUCGUCCAUGAUCUGUAUCCCUUUGUGGAUCUGCAUUAAGCUGUGGAAGACAGAAGGCACUUUCAUAGAGAAAUUCAGGAAGUUGAUUACACCUAGCUCAGACCUGAAAAUGAGAGGGAAACUUGGAGGAGGAGCCUACAUUGCAGCAAUAAAUGACUGCGAUGCCAAACUGAAAGGAGACGGCACCAUUUCAACCAUUACAGAAAAGGAGACACAUUUCUGAAAGAACUAUCUUUUUUGUUAUAUUUUUUUGUAUAAAUGAAUAAAUAAAUUCACUUAAUUAUAGAGGCUGGCUUGUUUUGCACAGAAUUUUAUUAACCAGUUAAUUUUAAAGUGAAAAUUGUAUACUUGUUUAAAAGUGAUUUUUUAAAAUUACUAUAUAAGUAAUGAUUAUGUAAAAGAAAAAGAAAUAGUAUUAUAUGGUAUGUUAGUGAUGACUUCUUGUAAUAUGGUGAUUUCAGUAAAUGUUUUUUUUAGAAGUUAGAAGGACCUGUAUAAUGUGCUGUAAAACUUUUCUACUUUGAUUUCUGGCAGGUGUAAUGUUGUCUAGAGAUAUGCAUUCUAAUCUGUAAGCAUUUCAGACCAUUUCAGCUUUUAAUGUAUGUCUAUAAAGGGGACCAGAAUGUCCUUUUGGUUUUCU